Molecule: messenger RNA, 582 nt
Organism: Drosophila ananassae
Lineage: Eukaryota; Metazoa; Arthropoda; Insecta; Diptera; Drosophilidae
Gene: Sbat
Product: N-alpha-acetyltransferase 38, NatC auxiliary subunit
Exons: 1
Coding region: 140-502 (120 amino acids)
Cellular component (GO): NatC complex
Molecular function (GO): RNA binding
Source: RefSeq, a predicted model, not a curated record
AACCGGAACCAGAAAGUCACAGUUCGCCCUGAUGCAGCCCUGGUUCCACCACACAAAUCCGACCCGACACUUUGUAAACACGAAACUUUUAUUUAAGAAAUUUUAAUUCAACAAUUACCGCACACUAUACAAGAAAGAGAUGACGGAUCUGAGCAUCACGGGGCAGCAGGUACAGGCCCAACAGUUCAUACCGACGGAACCCUUCCGGAUCACCACGAAUGCCCCACACCAGAUGAACGACGUUAGUCUCACUCCUGGACGAAAGAAGUUACAGAAGUGGCUGGGUCGCGUCCUGCGAAUCGUCAUCACCGAUGGCCGCGUCCUGAUUGGCUUCUUUAACUGCACCGAUCGAGACGCCAACAUUGUCCUGUCCAUGUGUGCGGAGUACCUGGUGGAGGGCCAGGAGCCCCGUCUGUUGGGUAAUGUCAUGGUCCCCGGAAAGCACAUUGUAUCCUGCUGUAUCGACGAACCUGAUCCGCAGUCUAGUCUCCUCGUCCAAUAGACAGAAAGGUUUAUUUUUUAGUUAAUUUUAAUUGAAAUAAAGGUGUGCAAAGUCUGCUUCAAAUCAUUUAGAAAUCCUAA